UCCCCCCCCCUCCUCCUCUCAGCAUCCUCGGCUGUAGGUUAGAGCCGCAGCAGCAGCAGCAGCAGCAUCCAUGGCUUAAGCCCGAGCUCUGAUCGGCAGCUAGCCCGGCCAGGCCCCUACCCCUUCUCUCUCCUCUUUUCUGUCUCUCUAUCUCUCUCUCUCUCUCUCUCUGUUUUUCUUCUCCCUUCUGGGAUAGUUGACAAGCAUCGUCUGGGAUCGUUUGAGGCUCUCACAGUUAGCCAGGGCGUUAGCCACAUGCACACGGCUGCUCAGCUGCUGCCCAUCAAUUCUACUGUAUCUCUGUGGUAACCAGGGGCUUCGUUUCCUCUCCCCCUCCCACCACCUCCUGCUUUCAUUUCAGGCUCCUUGGAGAUAGAGGAAUGCAAAUCUGCAACCAUGAUGGAAGGAUUGAAAAAACGUACCAGGAAGGCCUUUGGGAUACGGAAGAAAGAGAAGGACAAUGACUCCACGGGGUCCCCAGACAGAGACGGGGGUGCUCAGAAGAAGACCAACGGGGCCCCUAAUGGAUUCUAUGAAGACAUCGACUGGGAGAGAUAUAAUUCCCCUGAGGUGGAUGAUGAGGGCUACAGCAUCCGACCAGAGGAGGAGUCAGAAGAGGGAGUGCCCAUCACCAAAAAGGCCCACUUCUUUUCCUCCGACGAGUCGGAAGGAGAGGAGGACCACAGGAAAAAAUUCAAAAUCAAGAUCAAGCCGCUGCCGGCCGACCAAGUCGUGUCGGUGCCCUCGGUUGACGAACUCAAAGCCUCGAUAGGCAACAUAGCCCUUUCCCCGUCUCCUCUGAGGAGUCCGAGACGUAGCCCGGGUUUAAAAAGGAACACAUCCAGCGAGGAAAUCGCCAGACCGAGGCGUCUCGUUCCAACUUUACCCACUGUGGCCCCGACCCCAGCACCAGCUCCAGCACCACAACCCCCCAGAAGUCAACCAACACCCCCGGUCUCUGAAGACACCACAGCCUUAUUUGGGCCUCCUCUGGACACAUCCUUUGGAGAACCAAAAACUGAAGUGGUUGUGUCUGAGUCGGAUGCGUGGGGGGCUUCUCUGUCAGAGCCAGAAUCCUCUUUGUCAAGAUCCUUCCCCACAGGAACUCCACCUCCUCUUCCACCUAAGAAUGUCCCUACAUCCCCACCGUCCACCAGCCCAACCUCUCCAGAUGAUGCUGAAGUGUCAACAGAAGCAGAGAGUUCUGCCAGGAAGCCUUCGAUAGCUGACCUAGACAACAUCUUUGGGCCUGAACAGGCGCCCUCUGCUGGUGAAGACACGGCCGAGUCAUGGGUCUGCUUCAGUGAAGAAUCUGCCGCUCAGCCACCUCUACCAGAGGAACCAGCGCCGCCGCUGCCAGCCUCCCCGCCUCCACCUGAAUCUCCUGCCCCGCCUUUACCUACGUCACCAUCUCCUCCAGAUGACCCCGCACCACCUCUUCCUACCUCCCCUCCUCCAAAAGAAGAACCACUUCCCCCGCUACCAAUCUCCCCACCUCCAAGAGAGGAGCCUGUUGCACCUCCCACCCGCUCAGGUCCUCCUACACCUGAGGACAAAAAUCCACCCAUAUUUGCCACUUCUCCACCCCCUGCACCACCAAAGGAUCUCGCCUCCCCUCCCGCCUCCUCUCCCCCUUCUCUUGAGUCCCCUUCCAGCGUCCCACCAGCCCCGGCUCCCAAAGCAAGAACGCCUCCAGCAGUGACGCCUCCAGCAGUGACUCCUCCAGCAGUGACUCCUCCCGCCGAGGAACCUGCGACACGCCCCCUCCCGACACCGCUUGCCCAGCCUCAGGAGGAGCAGGCCAAGAACACAGACGACACCAAAUCCAAAGAGGACGGAGGUGAAAGUCUCACCUCACCUGUCGAUGCUAACCAGGGUAGCCGGUGUACACCUCCACCACCUCCUCCCCCAACAUACCGGGCGGUAGUAUCGUCACCCGGUCCCACAGCUGGAGCUGGGGGCACAAAAAGUGGUUCAUCUUCUCCUGUCAGACCUUCCACUCCCUCUUCUGUAAACCAAACCCCACCACCUCCUCCACCUCGCCCACCUUCACGGCCCAAACUGCCUCCAGGGAAACCCACUGUAGGAGAUGCAAAUCGUCCAUUCAGUCCUCCAGUUCACUCUGCCAGCCCCCCUCCCAUCGCUCCGUUGGCGCGAGCCGAGAGCACCUCCUCCAUCUCCUCCACAAAUUCCAUGAGUGCCGCCACCACCCCGACUGUGGGCAAAGAGCUCUCCGUGUCUGUGUCAGAGAAUGACCAGCCAUCCCUUGUAUGGUUUGACAGAGGGAAGUUUUAUUUAACCUUUGAAGGCUGCUCCAGAGGGCCCAGUCCUCUCACCAUGGGGGCUCAGGACACUCUCCCCGUAGCCGCUGCGUUCACAGAGACGGUCAACGCCUUCUUUAAAGGAGCGGACCCCAGCAAGUGUGUGGUGAAGAUCAUAGGUGAGAUGGUUUUAUCGUUUCCAGCGGGAAUCACGCGGCACUUUGCCAAUAACCCGUCCCCUGCCACGCUAACCUUCAGCAUAACCAACUACAGCCGACUGGAGCAUGUGCUGCCUAACCCCCAGCUCCUCUGCUGCGACACCACCACGACAGCCAAGGCUGACUCUAAAGACUUCUGGGUGAACAUGCCAAACCUGAUAUCACAUCUAAAGAAGGUGGCAGAGCAGAAGCCACAGGCGACAUACUACAACGUGGACAUGCUCAAAUAUCAGGUUUCAGCAGAGGGGCUCCAGUCGAUUCCACUGAAUCUCGCCGUGAGCUGGAGAUGCGAGCCCACCAGCACCGACCUGAGGAUAGACUACAAAUACAACGGAGAGGCGAUGACGACACCGAUGGCACUCAACAACGUCCAGUUCCUGGUCCCUGUCGAUGGAGGGGUUUCAAAACUACAGGCAGUCUUACCUCCAGCUGCGUGGAAUGCAGAGCAUCAAAGAAUCCUCUGGAAGAUUCCAGAUAUCUCACAGAAGUCUGAAAAUGGAGGUGUGGGGUCGUUGUUAGCACGAUUCCAGCUAACAGAAGGCCCCAGUAAACCGGCUCCACUAGCCGUACAGUUCACCAGCGAGGGCAGCACGUUGUCAGGCUGUGACAUUGAACUGGCAGGACCAGGAUACCGCUUCUCCCUCGUCAAGAAGAGGUUUGCCGCAGGAAAAUACCUCGCAGACAAUUAACCGCUGCUGCUGAAAAGCGCACUGUUGAACAAAUCAAUGGCAGCGGACCGAGGUUGACCCCCGAGGACAGAGACACAAACUAACACCAGACAGACUUUCCAUUUGCCCCUCUCUGAACCCACACGGUCCACGACAGGAUCUGCAAGCCUACCCAGCAGUAUUGUAUAACUUGCAUAUAGCAUCGUGGAGCUGUCUUAGGUCACGUAAUUAUCGUAUUUGUAUUCAUUUCAUAACAUCCGUAUUGCUGCUGUCAGACACCUGGGUUCUUCCUCCCCUCUGAAGUCUGUGCCUCUGUCUCCAUCCUCCUUCUGGUCAAUGUGUGGUGGUGGUGUGUUUUUAAAAAAAAAAAAAAGUUUCACUGCAGCUGCCUGACCAAAGACGUGGACUAAACAGUGUUUGGGACAGAUUUGAACUGUGGCUGUGACAAAAAACAACAACAACCAUUGAAUAAGAUCUUAGUGGUCAGACACACAACACAACAUGUCAUACUAAAGUUAGGCUAGUUAUAGGGCGAAGGACGAGACAUAGUAAGUUUUCAACCUUCAUUAGCAGUUAAUACGGCUGUAUGAAUCAUCUUUCUGUCAGAGUCUGUCUCGCCCCGAGGCCGCCAGCGUGUGUACGCAGUAACUGAUGCAUUCUGACACAUUGUCACAAACAGCUAAAGUGAAAGAUGUUUUUAGUCUUUGCUCGUUAGCAAACAGAAACUAAUAUCUACAUAACAGAACUAGAUUCUCAUGCAUCACCUACUGGUACUACAGGGUCACAUGACUUUGGAUCUCAUCGUUUUUUAAUAGAAAAUGCACUGAUCAGUCAAUCAAACUGUAAUCUUUUUUGUUAUGUCAGGUUAUGCAGACGUGGGGGAGGGGGGGGGGAUUCUUAGCUAGUUAGGCAGCUGCAAUGAUCAAUCAAUGUACUGGUUGCAAAAGUAAGAAAAAAAAGAGUUUUCCCGUCAGAACAAAAACAAAGUGUACAAAGUGUCAUUUAAAAUCAAUAAUAUAUAUCUUAAAGGGCGUUUGGUGUUUUUCCUCGUAUUGUCAGAUAGCCUUUCUGUUGUUCCCGGGACAGCAGCGAUAGCCUCCAGAGUACAUGACAGCAUUCUAUUUUUAUUUAUUGAUGAUGACGAUUUGUUGUAUAAAAUAUGUGAUUCUGUAUACGAAUAGAAUUUGAAUGGUAUCACACGACUCAGAACCCUUAAAGGUAUAAAUAUUUGAAUUCUCUCUCUCUUUUUUUUUUUGUUAUCUGUGUAGUUGGGUAACCUGUGUACAGUAUGAGGUAUAAUUUUUUGAAUUGAUUUCAGAUAUAAUUUUUUAACUCAAGUGCAACAGAUAAGAUUUGAGCUAUAUAUAUGGGUGGGGGAGGGGUAAUUUAAAGAAAAAGAUGACUAUCUUCCUGGAUGCUGUGUUAUGCUUUGUGAAAGCAGUGUUAAUGUAGAGUUAGUUCAACCAUGGGCAAGGUUCCACUUCAAAGUGUUCGUUUGACAUUUGGGGGAAAUGGGCUUUUUCUUCUUUAUUUUUUUGGAUUUACAGAUGAUCAGUGUCACUCUUAUAUCCGUCUGCUCAGCAUCAGGCUACAGUUAGCUUAGCAUCAAGACUUAAAAACAGCUAGUGUGGCUCUGUGGAAAUGUAAAGAUAUAGUCAACAGAGGAUAAACAAACUUUAUAGUGAUCUUUAUCGAUCCUGGCAGUGUGGAUGGUCCAAACUUAGACUGACAUUAAAAUUGAUCCACAUGUUUAUGCUAGUCAUCAGGAUUGUAACGACUAUGUGGAUAUCGUAGCAUUUUAUAUUGGGCCGCCGCCAGAGAAAGUAUGUGUCCAGUAUUUUGGCCAUGUACCAAAUAUCUGCCAAUCAAAAUAUGAAAUAUUAUUUCGAUAAGCCUGUGUGAGCUUUGUUCAGAGAUGCUAGUUCACAAAUGUCAGCAUGCUAACAUGCUAAGAUGUUGAACAUAGUCAACACUAUAGCUGCUAAACAUUAGCUUGUUAGCAUUGUCACAGUGCGAUGGUUAGCAUUUGGUUAGCACUAAGCUACGCCCGGGUUCAGCCUCAAAGAGUCAGUAUUGUUUACGUUGAACAGUGCCCCCCAGUGGUCAGUCUUUAUGCUAAGCUAACGGACAUGAAGGUGGCAUCAAUCUUCUGAUUCUUAGAAAGAAAGUGAGUCAGUCCAUUUUUCCUGAAUUGUUGAUCUUUUCUUUUAAUAAAGGUCAAAACAAAGACGACGGGAGCAAACAGUUUUCUCUGAGCAUGGUACCACUGACUGCUGGAACCAGAUGUUUGCUGUAUUGUUUUUUUUUUAUAUUCAAACUUCAUUGUGAUAAAAACAAGAAAAGACAGCUGUAUUAAUCCAGCACUCUCAGUUUCCACAUCUACAUAUUAAGUCCUGACCUAUUUUCUUACCUGUUCUCCUUCCUCACCUCAGUGGUACCUAAACCCCCCUGACUAUAUCAUAACACCCCCCGAUCAUCCAACCAGUGCUUGAAUCCAUGGCUUUAUUUUGCAUAAUCGUAAUGGUCUCUGUGAGAUGACAUGAGUGUAAAGAGGUUGUGGAGCAAAGUUAAGUUGACCAAAAUGCUUCUUCUUUCUUUUUGUAUUUUACGUGUGUGUGUGUGUGUGUACCCCAGACAGUCAGUCCUCUGUUAAGGAGAAUAAGCUGAAUAUUUUUAAAACAGAUAAAAGUGAAAAAAUAUUAUAUUGUUUAAUGUGUAAAAACACUGUGCUGAUGAUGUUGAACUUCCUGAACGCUCUGACACUCAACAUGAAGAACAAGAAGUGUGUGUGUGACCUCCGUACUGUACUGUAUGUCAAAUAUUCUGCUAAAUGCAACCAAUCAUGGUCCUCCACAAGUAGGUAAAGAAAACCUUAGGCUGAAUUUAGAACAACAUGACAAUACUUCUAUUUAAUGAUAAAGUACUCUCGAUCAGACUUAGUUUUAAACAUGUGGCUUUUUGGCCAAUCUCAGAUCAGAUAGUGAUGAUGAUUGGUGCCGUUUAGCUCGCACAUUAAUUUGAUCAAAAAAAAGAUUCUCAGUCAUGUUUGUCCUUCAUUCUGUCGACCUGACGGAUCGACAUGUCUGAGAAGUAGCUGUUACCUUCCUCGUGAACCUUGUAGCUAUCAGUGCAACAGUCACUACAGCAUUAUCUGCAGAGGCCCAACAUUCCCAUCAUGCAUCUGUUUUUAAAUGACCACUACAUCACGGAUAACGUGUCUCUCUAUUUGAAAGUCGUGUUAUAGUUCAGAACUCACUCUCAGUUCAUCAGUUCUCUGGUGAUUCUUUGCAGCUAAUCUAAAAAUGGAUCAAAACUUGUACUUUCCAGAUCUUCAUCUCUGUAGUGAAUUGGUCCUGCAGUAAUUCAUUAUUGCAUGCAGAGCAUGCAGUAAACAGUGGGGCAUCUGAUGGUGAUAGAUAGUACUGAAAUGACGUGUUGUGCUGAAUGUCAGUUACCUGUAUCGUUGUGGAGAAGAGAGCGGGGAGUGUGUCUAUGUGUGCUAUAAGCCAGAAUGCUUUUUGGUUCUGUACCGUUAACCUCAAACACAUGUGCAAGCAGUUUGUACAGAACAUAACAAAGCUAAGAUGAACUGAGAAACCUAGUUUGCUUCUUUCGAAAACCAAUAAAAGUUAUAACUGGAA
Messenger RNA from Labrus bergylta (ballan wrasse), 6788 nucleotides. The record is from RefSeq and is a predicted model, not a curated record. Lineage: Eukaryota; Metazoa; Chordata; Actinopteri; Labriformes; Labridae.